AGGCGACGGGGCUCCGCACCGAUCGGACGUUUCAUCUGUCUCGAGGAGACUCCGUCAAGGCAAUCUAUAGAAGGAUGCAGCAGAAUUGGAGGCGUGUGCACAAGAAGCUGAACCGAGAUGCGGGUCGGCUGGUGGCGAGGUGCGGGUCGGCGGCACAUCUGGUCGCCGACACUAUGCUGGAGGCGCAUGAUAUGAAGGGAAACCCCGGCCUCGUGCGACAGGCCUACAAUACCGCUCUGGAGGUCGAAAGCGCCGUCCGGAGUCUGGUGAAAAGGCCGCUGUUGUCGGCGUUGACGGAGACCAGGGCGGCCGCCGCCACCGUCCGGUGUCGUCACUGCCAGCCCCGUCAGCCGCUCCAGCUGGUUUCCUGGAACGCGUCGGGGAGUAACGCUGAGGGGUUGGAGGACUUUAUCAUCGGUGAUGGGGGCACGUCAGACUUUGACAUGAUGUUGGAGUUCGACGGCCCCUUCCGCUGGACGACACCGAGGGUGGAGCCGGCCGACAUCGAUCCGCAGUCUGCGCCACAGCUGUGGGGCCGGCCUACCAGCAACGCCGGCUUUGUGACGCUGCACUGGGUGCGGACGGACCGGUGCGGCCAUGAGGAGCCGCUGGAGGCGCUGCCGGGCGACUUCGUUCGUCGGCUCAUGGAAGACUACUGCCGGGCCGGUUACCCUGAUGAGGUCACCUCCACCGGCCCGGCAAUCAACGUCAAAGGAUCAGCUCGCAAAGACGGGGGAGUGGACUUAGUCUUCUGCCUGUUUGUGCGUGGGUGGUGGCCCGAGCCAAACUGGCCCGCCGGCGCCCCCCGGGAGACCAACUUCCCGUCGGCGGCGGCGCGGGACGAGAUUCCCCGGUUCGGGGUGCACCUGGUGCCGACCGGCCGGUGGGACAGCGAAACUAAAAACAUAGAAUAUCGCAUCUCGCUGUCGCGGGCGGAGCUGCUCGCCGUCCGUCAGCUCCCGCACGUGCUGCGAGCUGCGGUAAAAACACUCAAGACCGUGAAAAACGUGCUGAAGGAGAGCGGGUUAGCCAUCGUCGGGUUGAAGUCGUACUUCAUCAAGACGGCGGCGCUCUGGCUGGCCCAGGAGCCGCACGGUGGACCGUGGACAGGCGUCACGGACGGCGUCCACCGGCUCCUGGACUGGCUGGAGCGGCGCCUCGCCGAAGGAUGGCUACCCUGCUUCUUCUAUCCCGACAUCGAUGUGGCGGCAGAACUGACCGCGGAGCAGCGGCAGGCCAUCAUCGGCUCCCUCCGACUGGUGAGGGAGCACUCAACACUCCUCAUGAUGGCCUGCUGCGAGAAGCUAUUUAACCUGAGCGCAUUGCUGGAGGACGGGACGGAGCCGCUGUCUGAGCGCCAGCUGCGGCUCCAUCUGGCACGGAUGUUAAUCCGGCUCGCUGUGUCGUUCGGCAUCAGGUACCGCCCCAAGGCUCCCUGCUGGCAGUUCUGGUGGAGUUGGUCCAUCCCCCGCCUGGCCCGCGCGGCCCCUUACCUGCUCCAGUGGCUCCACCACCAGAUGUCGGCUCCACACCAGCAGCAGUGUUACCUGCUCAUGGCGUGGAGCGUGGUCGACCCAGCGGACCUUGCGGACAGCGAGCCGAUGACGCCACAGGUCGGUAACACUAUCACUGUCGACGUGACGCCGCUCACCCGGCUCCUCACCGAGUCCGACUUGGAGCUCCUGCUGGGUGACCCUCGCGGGGUGACCACCUGGUGGGGUCGGCAGCUGCAUCGGCCGCUGGCGGAGCGGCCGGCCGGCCUGACCGCCGAGCUGGACACACCGCGGGGCCGGGCCGAGCUGCUGCUGCGGCCGGGGCUGCUGACGCGGGCCAUCAGUGAGGGCGCGCCGCGCGAGAUAUCCUGGCAGCGAGAGUUGGACUGGAGGGUGUGUAAGAGGUGGGCGGUAAAUUUCCGACCACUGAACACCUAUCAGUGGUGCCGGGAGGAGUUAGAGCGUGACCUCGGCCGUGACCUGCAGCACAGCAUCCGUGUCAAUCUACCAGAGAUGGACGGCCCGACGGUGGUCGCCACGGCCGGCCUCUGGCGCCGGCGGACGCAGCAGCUGCUGUCCGGUGACCGGCUGCGCGCAGCCUAUGACGCUGCCGUCAGCCGGUGGCCAGACCGGUGGCAGCUGCUGCAAUAUUACCUGGCCGAGGACAAGACCGAUUCACAAGACUCGACGCGGGGUGACCGCGACGGAGAGGUCGAAGACGUGAAGCAGCACAGGGAUAAGGAGGAGCAGACAUCAGCGGGUCUGCCUCACCCACACCGGCAGAAGUGGCAACUGAUCGAGGAGCAGCAUCAGCAGCGGUGGAAAGAGCUGGAACUGCAACAUCAGCAGCUUUGGCAGGAGCUGGAGUACCCAGGACACGAAGAAAGAAUGAGGAUGGACAAACAGCAUGAAGAGGAGCGUCGAAAUCUGGAUCGGAAACACGGUGAGAAGUGGCAGGACCUGGGCAAACGCCACUAUGAGGAGCGCAUUGAGCUUCAUCAGCAGCAUGAAGAGGACACUGAAUGCCUGCACGUGCCAACCAGGGGACAGCCACAGCUGCAGAGAUCCGUGACCAAAGGACAGCGGAAACAGCAGGCUCGGAGACAGCGCAGACAGCGGAGACAGUGGGAAACUAUGGAGCAGCAGCACGCCGCACAGUGGACAGACCUUGGGAAGAAACUCCGAAAACAGUGGAACAAAAUGGAGCGCCGACACCAACAGGAGUCACAAGAGCUGGAGAAGAGACUCCCGAGCGUCCGAUUAGAAGGGGAGUUGGAACGGAUGCUGGAGGAGUGCAGCAGCAGACGUCAAAAGCUGCAGGUGGAGCUGCAGAAGGAGUUGGAUGGGCAGCUGGAGGAACGGCUGGAGGGGCAGCAGGAGGAUGCGUAGGCAGCUGCGGAAGGAGCUGGAGAGGGAGCUGGAGACGCAGCUUGACGAGGGUAAGCACUAGUUGUCAUGUUCCGGGGCUCCGGGAAGUACCUACACGAUUAGCGGGCAAUGCAAAAUGAAUGCCGCUUUAUCUCUGUUAGGCAUUAAUUAGGUACAUAUUAUGUUUAAACAUAAACAUAAACAUAAACAUUAUGUUUCAGCUUUUAACCCUCGCGGGCCUGGCGGGGGAGGUGGCCCCUCUGGCGAAUAUUUGUGAUAGCUCUCCCGAACGCUUAGGGAUAAGAAGGCGAAACUUUCAGUACCCUUUCUCCCAUCAAUUUGACAUUUGCUGAUUGGAUAACCCGUGACGACCAAGGUGUCUGUUUUGCUGAUAGCCUCUAGAAAGGUCAUCCUACUAGGUCAUUUAAGGCCACAAACAGAUUUUUGCCAAUAACUCUCGAUUGGAAAGAGAUAGAACGCCGGGGAUGGCCUCAUUAUGUUUGUCUUGCCGAGGCGCAUCGACUGAUAUGCAACGUGACCUUUUCUGGUCAGGUCAUGACCUUGACCUGAGGUCAAAUUUUGAAAUUGACCUUUCAAGGUCGUAGUAUAGUUCAUUAGACGCGUCUCGGCGAGCGGAACACGAUUCUGGCAAUAGAAAUGUCGUGUUUUUUUUUUAGUCAAAAGUUAUUGUCGAAAAACACUUUUCGUUAAAACAGAACAUCGAUUGGAAAGAGAUAGAACGCCGGGGAUGGCCUCAUUAUGUUUGUCUUGCCGAGGCGCAAUUUUUUUUGGAGUUUUUGCCCUCUGGAGGCUAAACCGUUGACCUGAGGUCAUUUUUGAUGAUGACCUUAUCAAAAGAAGAGGUCAAAAGCUAUCGAUUGUUUUUCCAUGCGUUUUUCUAGCUGUCAUAGUUCCUGAGAUAAUGGCAUGUUUUCUGAAAAAAUAUAAUGGUUGCUCUAAUGUGAAAAAUGACUAAAACACUUUCAAACGUACGCAUUGAGAGCUAUCGACUGCUUUUUACCGCGUCUUUCUAGCCAUCUUAGUAUUUGAGUUAGAGGUGGGUGGUUACAUAUGCCCCCCCCCUCUCCCCCACUAGGGCGAAGUUGGCUGAGACCGCCACUGGGGCACGGGUUAAUUCCGCUUUUUUGAAGCGCCUGGCCUACUGUGCGCCGGCAGUUGGUGACUAGACACAAUACAGCGCUGACUGAUCGUUCGGGCCUCUAAACUAUAGUUACAAACUCUUCUCCUUUUUCACAAUAGGUACGCAUCCACGUUUCCGUUCUCUACCGGCCGCCGGCCGCAUACCUGGAGGGGAGUGGUAGUGUAUGUACAUACAUAGUGUAGUGGUUAGGGUCACCGCAUCAUGUUCCAUGGGUUCGAAUCUCUGGGGAUCUAGUGAAAGACAUAGGGUACCUGCGAGCUUCUGCCACGUGUGACAAAAGGUUUUACUAUCGUCGUAAUGUUGACAACACUCUGCUCGUCUCUCUUCUUUGUCUUUCAGUGUAUAGCACGCAGAUAUAAAAAUGUUCUGAUUGUUUUUCAGAUCGUCUACCAGCAUCUCCACCAGCACCUCCACCAGCAAAAAUUGCUUAGAAAAAAAGUAAAAAA
Amphibalanus amphitrite is the source of this 4469-nucleotide messenger RNA. RefSeq lists its product as uncharacterized. Bases 75 to 2882 code for a protein of 935 amino acids. Lineage: Eukaryota; Metazoa; Arthropoda; Thecostraca; Balanomorpha; Balanidae. The transcript has 3 exons. The record is from RefSeq and is a predicted model, not a curated record.